AUGUCUCAAGUAAAUAAUUCAGACGAUGAUUUUCAUAUUCCUUUUGUUUUUUACGGAGAAGAUUAUUCCGAAUGGGAAGGAGAAAAUUUAGAAAUCGAUGAAACGUUAUUUAAAAAAAAAGAAAAUGAAAUUCAAUAUAAGGAAAAUUUACCGGAAAAAUCAUAUAAUUAUCAAGAGAAUAAUAUAAUACCUUUGCAAAAAAAAUUCAAACCAAUUUCGUUUGAAAGUCCCGAAAUUUACGAACUCGUUUUUAACGUGUUGCGAAUACCAAAUCUACCACCCGUAGUCAUGCCAAAUAUGGACGCAUAUAAAUGCGAAGAAUAUUCCAAAAGCGAAUUAUUUAAAUUUAAUUUAUCGUCUAAAAAAACAAAUAUAAUGUUUGAUUAUUUACAAUAUGUCGGAAUAAAGAAAAAAAUUGAAAUUUUUUACGAAAGGAUAUUGGAAGAAGACGUCGAAGAAAUACCGAAAAAAAAAAGACAUUACGAAUUAUUAUUAAGAGAAUAUGCAUCUCGUCUUCCGACCGUGCCCCUGCAACAAGAAUGGAUCGAUUCGAUACUUUCAAAACUUUAUAAUUUACACGUUAAAUUUCCAUUUAUUGCCGAUAAAAUAAUGGACGAAGUUAAAACGAAUUUUUAUCAAAGCAUGCAUCAAUUUGGAAUCGAUGCCAUUAUGAAAUGUUUACCCGGACAAAAUAAAAAAUCAUUUGAAAUACCCAUAGAUGAUGGGGAAGUGGGUAAAACUCCACGGUAUCAUAUAUUUCUCAUGCAUAGGGAAUUGAUUAGAUCUCGACUUUUUAUACUUCAUAAAUUUCAAAGGAAAAUAUACAUGCUUUGCGUGAAACUUUUACCAGAGUGGUUGGUCGACAUAAGUAAAUACAGGUCUUUGGGUUUCAUAGAUUUGACUAAAUUCAAUGCAUUGUUUUUUGCGGAUUUAAAAAAAAGCGAACACAUUGUCACGACUUCGCUUUAUCCAAAAGUUGUCGCUCUUGUAUCUCGUAAAAGAGCUUUAAAUGAAUUUAAAAUUUCUGCAAGACCCAAAUAUCUUGCAUCCGCUACGAAUAUUUUAGUUGUACAGGUAACUCAAUUGAUUCAAAGGAGUAUAAAUCGUUUUAUAUGGGCAACGGAAGACGUUGAAAGAAUACCUUUUUUGGAUUUGGAAUUGGUAUUCGAUGAUGGAAUAUCAUUGUUCCCAUCGGAAAAAACAAUUAAUAAUACUUUUCAUAAUUUUAUAAAUGCCAUGGCAAAUAUUGCACAACAAUUAACAUCUUUGGAACAAUGGGUCGAUAAAGUUCCCGUUAAAUCAAAUUUUAUUAAAAUCGCCAUUAACGAAAGUUAUCUGACUGAAAUGCACGAUAAACUCGAUUAUAAUUUCGAUCGUUUAUUUGAACCCGUUUAUAAUUAUAUGGAUGCACUAGAUGAUGAAUAUAAUGGAUUAUAUAGUGCUGAACUUGUUUACGAAAUAAAUUCAUUCAUUGAUGAAAAUCAUUCAUUUGAAGAAGUCGUGGAAAAACGUGAACAUUUUCAGGGUUACGUUGAUAAAAUAAACGACAUGGUUGGAAAUCAAUAUUUUAACUUGUGCAGAUUAUGCCAGGAAAAACUAAUAAGUAGUCUAAGAAAUUUUGCAUAUGCAUUUUGCGAUGAUUUAUUAGGUGAAAUGAUAAGAACUCACGGUGCGGUUAAUUUAGAAAUAUGCAGAACAUUCGAAGAGGUGAAAGCGAGAGCGUUAAAAAUGCCGGAAUCAUCGGAAGAAUUCAUGGAAUUGGGUACAUACAUGGUUUGGGCGAAUUCGACAUUGAUGAUUGAAUUAAAAGAAAAAAUAACGAGACAACUUUUUAUAGUUGGAAGGUUAAUCGAAUUGACGGAGAUUCCGACCGAAUAUUCGAACAUAAUGUCGACGACGGUUAAUUGGUUGCGAGACAUAAAACCGAUAUUCGAUUUAAAUUCAUCUUUGUACGAACAAUACAAAGUCGAGUUCGAAGAUAGAAUUCAUCAGAGAACGGAACGUUUGAAUAGACAACUCGAAGAUUUAGGACCCAAAUUAGCCAUACUCGAUAAUAUGGACGACAUUGAAAGACUUCCGAGUUAUUUGGAAGAGAUAAGAAAGUUACUUAGGGAUUUGGAAAAAUUUAACGACGAUGUCAAAUGGAUAAAUAAAGAAGAAGCCAUUUUUAAAUUUUCAAUAUCGAUUUAUCCGGAAUUGGAAGAAUUGAAAAAUAUAAUCGUUCCGUUUGCAAAAUUACUUUUUACCUGUCAUCGUUGGCAAAGAAAAUACAGAUUAUGGAUGGAUGGAAAUUUUCAUGAUUUAAAUGCGGAAGAAGUUGAAAGCACGACCGAAGAUUUUCAUAAAGAAAUAUCAAAAACUUUAAAAGUGUACAAAGCGAGAAUCAAACAACAAAUACAAGAGAACAAUCCGAGAAAAUUCAAAGGUAAUUUAGACGAUCCUGAUCCUAAUAUGGUUCCGGCACCGAUAAAAAUAUGUAAUAAAACAUUAGAACAAAUAAAAGAAUUUAGAACUUGCAUACAAAUCGUUGGGAUUUUAUGUAAUGAUGCGUUAACUGAAAGACACUGGGAUGAAAUGUCGGAAAUAUGUGGAUUUGAUAUAACGCCAGAUUUCGGUACGACUCUACGAAAAGUCGUAGCCAUGAAUUUAACCGAAUAUCUCGAUAGAUUUGAAAUUAUAUCCGUGGGAGCUUGUAAAGAAUUACAACUGUCGAAAAAUCUUCAAAAAAUGUGGGCCGAAUGGGAAGGAGUCAAAUUGCAAACAAGUUUUUGGAAAGAUACUAAAAUCACCAUUUUAUCCGGACUCGAUGACAUUCAAGCUUUAUUAGAUGAUCAUUUAGUUAAAACAAUGACGAUGAGAGGUUCUGCUUUUGUUAAACCGUUCGAAGCGGAAGUCAAAGACUGGUACGAGAAAUUGAAUAGAGUUAAUAGAACUCUCGAGGAAUGGGGAAAAGUUCAAAUUCAAUGGUUGUAUCUCCUUCCAAUUUUCUCAUCCAAAGAUAUCGUCGCACAAAUGCCCGAAGAAGGACACAUGUUUCAAGAAGUUGAUAGCGUUUAUAAGAGAUUAAUGCAAAGCGUCACUCGGGAUCCACUCGUAUUAAAUUGUGCUGGUGGUACGGGUGUUUUGGAAGUACUCGUCGAUCAGACAGCGUCUCUGGAAAAAAUCAACGAUGGCGUUAACAAUUACCUGGAGAAAAAAAGAUUAUUUUUUCCAAGGUUUUUUUUCCUUUCCAACGACGAAAUGCUUGAAAUAUUAUCCGAAACAAAAGAUCCACUAAGAGUUCAACCCCAUUUAAGAAAAUGUUUCGAAGGUAUUUCAAAAUUAGGAUUCGAUAGCGAAUUAAAUAUAUUUUCAAUGAUUAGCGCUGAAGGAGAACAAAUAUAUAUUGUUUCGACAAUAUCGACCGCAGAAGCGAGAGGUUCUGUUGAGAAAUGGCUUUUACAGGUUGAAGAACAAAUGGUUAUCACGAUUAGAGACGUUACGGAAAGAGCUUACAAAGCUUAUUUACAAACGGAUAGAAACGUUUGGGUUAAAGAAUGGCCGGGACAAAUCGUCAUUUGCGUUUCGACAAUUUAUUGGACGAGCGAAGUACACGAACAAUUAAGUAAAGGAGAUGUUAAACAUUUGAAAACCUACCAUGACGGUUUACAAGUACAACUGAAUCAAAUUGUUGCCCUGGUAAGAGGUAAAUUAUCUAAGCAAAAUAGAGUCACUCUUGGAGCAUUGGUUGUCAUUGACGUUCAUGCAAAAGACGUCGUGGAAGAAUUAAUUGAAACUAACAUAACUAGUGACACUGACUUUUCCUGGUUGGCACAAUUAAGAUAUUAUUGGGAAGAUGAUUGUAUGGUGAGAAUAAUCAAUGCCGUCGUCAAGUACGCUUAUGAGUAUUUGGGAAACACGCCUAGAUUGGUUAUCACGCCUCUCACGGAUCGUUGUUACCGUACAUUGAUAGGAGCUUAUCAUUUACAUUUGAAUGGCGCACCGGAAGGACCAGCCGGAACGGGAAAAACGGAAACUACCAAAGAUUUAGCAAAAGCUUUAGCUGUGCAAUGCGUUGUUUUUAAUUGUUCCGACGGUUUAGAUUACAUUGCAAUGGGAAAAUUUUUCAAAGGUUUGGCUUCUUCCGGAGCUUGGGCGUGCUUUGACGAGUUUAACCGAAUCGAAUUAGAAGUAUUAUCAGUAAUCGCUCAACAAAUUUUAUGCAUCAUGCUCGCGGUUCAGGCCGGUGUGAAAACUUUUGUUUUUGAAGGAACCGAAUUAGUUUUGAAUCCCGCGUGUUACGUUUGCAUCACCAUGAAUCCCGGAUAUGCCGGACGAUCUGAAUUACCGGACAAUUUAAAAGUUUUAUUCCGUACGGUCGCCAUGAUGGUGCCGGAUUACGCAUUAAUAGGAGAAAUUUCAUUGUAUUCUUACGGUUUUGUAAAAGCUCGGGUAUUGUCUGUGAAAAUUGUGACAACGUACAGAUUGUGUUCAGAACAGUUAUCGUCUCAAUAUCAUUACGACUACGGAAUGAGAGCUGUGAAAACCGUUUUACAAGCUGCUGGAAAUCUUAAAUUAAAAUUUCAAGACGAAAACGAAGAUAUUCUUUUAUUACGUUCCAUCAUAGAUGUUAAUUUGCCGAAAUUUUUACGUCACGAUAUUCCUCUUUUCGAAGGAAUAAUUUCAGAUUUGUUUCCGGGUAUUGUUUUACCCACGCCCGAUUAUGACGACAUGUUAAACGUUGUCGACGUAGUUUGCAAGAAAAAAGUUCUUCAACCGGUUGAAUCAUUUAAAAUAAAAAUAAUUCAAACGUACGAAAUGAUGAUUGUAAGACACGGAUUCAUGUUGGUGGGGGAUCCAUUCGGAGGUAAAACUUCAACAUUACACGUUUUGGCAGAUACUUUAACUAUAAUGAACGAAAAAGGUUUCGAAGAGGAAAAGGUACAAUACGUUACCAUCAAUCCGAAAAGUAUUACAAUGGGACAAUUGUACGGUCAAUUCGAUCCCGUGAGCUAUGAGUGGUCUGAUGGAAUCGUCGCGACAUCUUUUAGAGGGUUCGUUCAAAGUGAAACAACCGAUAGGAAAUGGAUUAUAUUCGAUGGUCCCGUAGAUGCCGUAUGGAUAGAAAACAUGAACACUGUAUUGGACGAUAAUAAAAAAUUAUGUUUAAACUCUGGGGAAGUUAUGGCGAUGACCAAUGUCAUGAGCAUGAUUUUCGAAGUCAUGGACUUGGCACAAGCGAGUCCUGCUACCGUAUCGCGAUGCGGAAUGAUUUACCUCGAACCCGAAACCCUCGGUUGGAGGCCGUUAGUUCAAUCUUGGAUAACGAAACAAAAAGGACCGUGGAUGGAAGGCAAUGAAAAUUUAAUAUACGACUUAUACGAAUGGCUAAUACCUCCAUCAUUGACAUUCACGAGAAGACAUUGCACUUUUAUUUGUAACGCCGGCGUGGCAAAUCGAAUAAAUUCAAUGAUGACAAUAGUUCAAAUACUUUUGAAUGAUGCUUGCGCUCCCGAAAAAAAAGAAAAAAAUCAAGAGGUCGACUUAAAGAAUGUUAAUAUUUGGAUUCAAGCGGCUUUCAUAUAUUCAGGUAUUUGGGGAUUAGGAGGAGGUUUGGAUCUUCAAUCGAGAGCAACGUUUAAUGAAUUUUAUUUGGAAAUGUGGAAAGGAACCGCGGCUCAUCCGUUUCCGGAAAGUUUAGGAAAAGUAGAAAUUUCACUACCGUCAGAUGGACUUAUACACGAUCAUUGUUAUUCGUUUAAAGGAAGAGGAGCUUGGAAACAUUGGCCGGAAGCUAUGAAAACGGAAAAACUCGUAGAAACUAUUAAUAUAUCUCAAAUGCUCGUUCCGACCGUGGACACGGUUAAAUAUCAAUAUUUGCUCGAACUCCACAUAAAACACAAUUUUCCGACUCUUUUGGUGGGAAGCACGGGAACGGGAAAAAGUUUCUACAUUCAGAAUUUACUCAUGUACAAACUCUCUCAGGAUUUGUUCGUUCCAGCAUUUAUUACUUUCACGGCUUCCAUAACGGCAAAUCAAACGCAAGAGUUGGUCAUAUCAAAAUUAAAUAAGAAAAAAAAAGGUCGUUACGGACCGCCCAUGGGAAAAAAAUGUGUGAUAUUCGUCGACGACAUGAAUAUGCCAGCCAAAGAAGUUUACGGUGCUCAACCUCCGAUCGAACUCCUCCGCCAAUAUUUUGACUGUAAACAUUGGUACGAUUUAAAAGACACUUCUAAAAUAUUUUUAUUCGAUACUUUAUUCAUGGGUGCCAUGGGAUUGCCGGGUGGCAGCAGACAAGAAAUCUAUGCGAGAUUUCUCAGACACUUCAACAUUUUCGCCAUUUGCGAUUUCUCCGAGGAGAGCAUGAUUAAAAUUUUCACGACCGUGUUAUUUGUGGGUUUGAAAAGAAAUGGUUUCGCCACGGACGUUAUGAAUUCGGUUUCGUCAAUCGUUCACGCGACAAUGGAUAUGUAUCAAAGUGCAAUGAAUAAUUUGAGACCCACACCCGCAAAGUCUCACUACAUAUUCAAUUUGAGGGAUUUUGCCAGGGUUAUACAGGGAUGCUCUCUCGUUAGAAAAGAAUCCGCGGAAUCGAAAAAAUUUUUCGGCAAAUUAUGGGUGCACGAAAUUCUCCGAGUAUUUUACGAUCGUUUAAUAGAAGAUGCGGAUAGAAAUUGGGUCUUUGAUAAAAUUCGUUUGUGCGUUCGAGAGCACUUGAAAGAAAAUUUCGAUCUUUUAUUCGAUAAUCUUCCGUUGGAAAAUAACGAAUGCACUCAAGAGUCGCUGAGAGAUUUCAUGUUUGGAAAUUACAUGGACAUGGACGCGUUGGAAGAAGAACGAAAAUACGAAGAAAUUCCAAGUCCCGAUGAGUUCAGAGAUGUUGCUCUACAAUACAUGCAAGAUUAUAACACCAGUCAUAAAACGAAAUUGGACAUUGUCCUUUUUAGAUACGCAUUAGAACACUUGUCUCGAAUAUGCCGGAUAUUGGCCAUACCCAGUGGAUCCGGCUUAUUAGUAGGAGUGAGUGGAUCGGGUCGUCAAAGUUUGUGCAAGCUUGCCACCGUCAUGCUUUCUUAUAAUAUUUUUCAACCGGAAAUAACAAAUAAUUACGGAAUGGUCAGUUGGAGAGAGGAUUUAAAAAAAGUAUUGAGAGAAGCCGGGGGCAAAGCUAAAAACACGACAUUUUUAUUUUCCGAAGGACAAAUUAAAGAAGAAUCGUUUUUGCUCGAUAUCGACGCUUUGUUGAAUUCAGGAGAGGUUCCGAACUUGUUUGCAAUCGAUGAAAAGCAAGAAAUAUUAGAAAUGGUUAGACUCGCCGCACAAGGAGGCAAUAGGAAUUUAGAUAUAAGCCCUCUGGCUGUUUUUUCCUUUUUUAUAAGCAGGUGCAAGCAAAAGCUACACGUGAUGCUGUGUUUAAGUCCGAUAGGUUCAUCAUUUAGAAAUCGUUUGAGAUUGUAUCCGUCUUUUGUUAAUUGUUGCACAAUCGAUUGGUUUGUGGAUUGGCCAGAAGAUGCCCUUGAAAUGAUCGGUAUAAAAUGGAUGAAAGACGUUCACUUAUCGGAAGAAAUAAAAAGUGUGGCCACUUUGGCGUGCAAGCAUUUUCACGUGACUGCAAAAAAGCUCUCGGACGAAUUUUACCAAAAAACAAAUAGGAAAACUUACAUAACGUCGUCUGCUUUUUUGGAAUUGAUAAAAUGUUUUACGCAUUUCACGAAUAGUAAACAAGAUGAAAUCAUGGCUGCUAAAAUGAGAUACGUCGGAGGUCUCGAAAAAUUAGAUUUUGCAGCAGCACAAGUUGCUGAAAUGUCCAAUGAGCUUUCGGCGUUGAAACCUAAACUAGUGAUUGCUGCUAAGGAAACUUUGGAAAUGAUGGAAACGAUAGAAAAAGAAACGAUCAAAGUGGAAAGAGUCACGGAACUCGUGAAAGAGGAUGAAAAAGUGGCAAACGUUCAAGCUGCAGCAGCAGCCGAAUUAAAAGUAGAAUGCGAAGCGGAUUUAGCCGAAGCCGUUCCUAUCCUGGAGGAAGCCAUUGCUGCUUUGAACACACUAAAACCGACCGACAUAACCCUAGUGAAAAGUAUGAAAAAUCCUCCCGAUACUGUUAAAUUGGUUAUGGCUGCCGUUUGCGUAAUGAAAAAUGUCAAACCCGAUCGAAUAACGGAUCCGACGACGGGUAAAAAAAUUUUGAAUUAUUGGGGACCCAGCAAGAGGAUUUUAGGAGAAAUGACAUUUUUGCAAUCAUUAAAAGAGUACGAUAAGGAUAACAUUCCGGAAGAAAUAAUGAAUAAAAUACGUAAGGAAUAUUUGCCGCACAAGGAUUUUAAACCGAGCGUGGUAGCAAAAGCAUCGAGCGCAGCCGAAGGUUUAUGCAAAUGGAUCAUAGCAAUGGAUCUUUACGACGCGGUGGCGAAAGAAGUGGCACCGAAAAAAGCCAAAUUACAAAUAGCCGAAACGGAAUUUGCGAAAACGAUGGAACUUUUGGAUCAGAAAAAAGCACAAGUCACGAAAUUGGAAUCCGAAUUAAACGAAUUAAAGGACAAGUUGAAAAAUGCACAAGAUCAAAAGCAAGCUCUCGAAGAUGAGGUAAAUCUUUGUUCGAAUAAACUUACGAGAGCGGAAAAAUUGAUCGGAGGUUUAGGAGGAGAAAAAUCACGUUGGAGCGCAGCAGCCGAUUCCCUUCAAAAUUAUUACGAUUGUUUGGCGGGUGACAUAUUGAUAUCGUGUGCGAUCAUUGCUUAUUUAUCUCCCUUCACGAUGAAUUAUCGAAUGGAAAAAAUCCAAGAAUGGCAAAGUCACGUCAAAUCCUUAAACAUACCCGCAUCGGAUGAAUACGUAUUUUCGAAAAUAAUGGGUUCGGAUAUAAAAAUACAAAGUUGGAACAUAUACGGACUCCCGCGAGAUCAAUUUUCAUCUGAUAACGCCAUAAUAAUGGAUAACUCUCGGAGAUGGUCGCUUUUUUUGGAUCCCCAAAAUCAGGCGAAUAAAUGGGUCAAAGCCAUGGAAAAAUCAAACGAUUUGAAAGUGUGUAAAUUUUCCGAUUCCAAUUACAUGAAAAUAGUUGAAAUGUGCAUCGAAACGGGAAGACCCGUUCUCAUUGAAAACAUAUUGGAAGAAUUGGAAGCACCGAUCGAACCUUUACUCAAUAAUAAUACCUUUCAACAGGGUGGAAGACUAUACAUGGCCUUGGGAGAUAACGUUAUUGAAUACAAUCCGAAAUUUUUACUCUACAUGACAUCGAAAUUGAGAAAUCCUCACUACCUACCCGAAGUGUUCAACAAAGUCACCGUCAUUAACUUCUCAUUAACAAUCGACGGUUUAGAAGAUCAAUUAUUGGGUAUAGUCGUGGCAAAAGAACGACCCGACCUUCAAGAAACGAGACAAGAAUUGAUCGUUCAAAGUGCGAAUAAUAAAAAAGCAUUGGUUGACGUCGAAGACAUGAUAUUGAAAACGUUAUCGGAAACAAAAGGUAACAUAUUGGAAAACGAAUCCGCCAUUGAAGUACUGGAUUCGUCGAAAAUAUUAUCGUUGGAAAUAUUAGAAAAACAAGAGGCAGCCAAAGAAACGGAACAAAUGAUUGAGAGUUUCCGGUUGAACUACAGGCCCAUAGCAUCUCAUUCUGCCGUUUUGUACUACUGCGUAACGGAUUUACCGAACGUCGACCCAAUGUAUCAAUACUCACUCGGAUGGUUUAUCAAUUUGUACGUCAUGUCUAUCGAAACCGCGAACAAAUCAAAAUUGUUGGAAAAGAGACUCGCGUUCUUACACGAAACGUUCACCUACAAUCUUUAUUCGAACGUGUGUCGGUCACUUUUCGAAAAAGACAAACUCCUUUUUUCCCUAUUGCUUUGUUGCAACGUCAUGAUGUCUAAAAAAACUCUCACGAAAACGGAAUUCAUGUUUUUGAUUACCGGAGGGGUGGGACUCAAAAAUCCUUUGCCGAAUCCGGCUUCGUCGUGGUUAAGCGGAAAAUCUUGGGACGAAUUGUGCAGAGUCAACGAAAUACCCGGUUUCAAGGGCAUCGUGGACCAUUUCAUUAAAUUCUCAAAAGAAUGGCAGCAAUUUUACGAUUUACCCGAUCCGACUUACGAUAACAUACCGGCGUCGUGGCGUAACAAAUUGACGGAUUUUAAAAAUUUAAUGCUCAUAAGAAUAUUCAGACCUGAUAAAAUCCUUAUAAACGUGUCGAAAUUCGUAGAAGCCGAAUUAGGUACGAAAUUCACCAGACCUCCGACGUUCGAUAUAUCGAAAUCUUACAACGAUUCCAAUUGUUUGUGUCCUCUGAUAUUCAUACUGUCUCCGGGAGCGGAUCCUAUGAGAGCUCUCACGAAAUUUUCGCAAAAAAAAGGAAUGGUAACGAAAUUUCAAUCGAUUUCCCUGGGUCAAGGACAAGGACCCAUAGCGGCUAAAAUGAUAGAACAGGCACAAAUCGACGGAGAUUGGGUCUGUCUUCAAAAUUGUCACUUGGCCGUUUCGUGGAUGCCUGCAUUGGAAAAAAUCUGGGAGGGUUUGGACACUUCGAACACCGCUCUAACGUUUCGAUUGUGGUUGACGAGUUAUCCGUCGGAUAAAUUUCCCGCUAGCAUAUUACAGUACGGUGUCAAAAUGACGAACGAACCACCCACGGGUUUGCAACCCAAUUUGGCAAGAUCGUAUUCAUCGGAACCGGUUAAAGAUCCGGAAUUUUUCGAAGGAUGCCCCGGAAAGGAUAAAAUAUUCGGAAAGUUAUUGUACGGUAUUUGUUUCUUUCACGCGAUAGUCCAAGAAAGGAGGAAAUAUGGUGCCAUAGGAUGGAACAUACCCUACGGUUUCAACGAAUCCGAUUUUCAAAUAUCCGUUAAACAAUUGCAAAUGUUUUUGAACGAAUACGAUUACGUUCCGUACAAAGCGAUAACAUAUUUAACGGGAGAGUGUAACUAUGGCGGACGAGUGACGGACGAUUGGGACAGAAGGUGUCUCAUAACAAUACUAAGCGAUUUCGUCAACCCGAACGUCGUGAGCGAUCCGGGUUACACGUUUUGUCCGUUGGGUCCCGCGUACGGACUCCCCAGGAAAACGGAAUACAGGGAUUACGUGAAUCACAUAAAUAACAUUCCGUCGGUGCCGCCACCGGAAGUGUUCGGUUUGCACACGAACGCGGGAAUAACGCGAGAUUUGCAAAACGCUAAAAAUUUACUUUCAUCUCUUCUGCUGGUACAGGGAGAAAGCACCGGAGGAGAUUCGAGUUCGGAUGCUUUGCUCUACGACAUAGCCAAAGACAUUUUAUCAAAACUCCCGCCGAAUUUCGAUUUGGAACUCGCUUUGGAAAAAUUUCCGGUCACGUACACGGAAUCCAUGAACACCGUGCUCGUGCAGGAAAUGGAAAGGUUUAACAAAUUGUUAUCCGUCAUACGAACGACUUUGCAAAGUAUUCAAAAGGCAAUAAAAGGUUUGGUCGUCAUGACUCCGGCACUAGACAUGAUAGCAGCAAACAUUCAAUAUGCUAAAGUACCCGCCGCUUGGGCCAAAGUCUCUUAUCCGAGCUUGAAAAAAUUAGGUUCUUACGUGAACGAUUUUCUCGAAAGGUUAGCGUUUUUAAAAAGGUGGCACGACGCGGGAAAACCCCCGCAAUUUUGGUUGUCGGGUUUUUUUUUCACUCAGGCAUUUUUAACGGGUGCCAUGCAAAAUUUUGCAAGAAAAUACACGAUACCCAUCGAUCAAUUGACGUUCGAUUUCGAAGUCACGAAUUUGGGUAAAAUUGCUAAACCCCCGAUCGAUGGGGUUUACAUUUACGGUUUGUUCGUCGACGGUGCUCGUUGGGAUAGAAAAGCGGGAAAUUUGGAAGAACAAUUUUUUAAAAUAUUAUACGACGUUUUACCCGUCGUCUGGUUGAAACCGAUAGAAAAAAUAAAAUUACAAGAAAAAGGACGUUAUAAAAGUCCUUUGUAUAAAACGUCGGAAAGACGAGGAGUUUUGUCGACGACGGGUCAUUCGACAAAUUACGUUUUACCAUUUUUAUUAGAUACUAAAAAACCCGUUUCCCAUUGGAUAAAAAGAGGGACGGCACUUUUAUGUCAAUUGGAUGAUUAG
Messenger RNA from Pediculus humanus corporis (human body louse), 12045 nucleotides. Its product is annotated as dynein beta chain, ciliary, putative. The coding region runs from base 1 to 12045 and encodes 4014 amino acids. The record is from RefSeq and is a predicted model, not a curated record. NCBI's taxonomy places the organism in Eukaryota, Metazoa, Arthropoda, Insecta, Psocodea, Pediculidae. Gene Ontology annotation, biological process: microtubule-based movement. Gene Ontology annotation, molecular function: dynein light intermediate chain binding; dynein intermediate chain binding; ATP binding. The transcript has 14 exons. Gene Ontology annotation, cellular component: dynein complex.